AUGCCCGACAACAAGACGGUGUACGGCACCGAUGACCACCCCAACGGCGUCUUGGUCAAGUUUGUCGCUGACAAGGCGGGUGACCUGUCGUCCGGCACGCUCUUCGCGGCAAAGUACACGGCGCAGCGCUUGGACAACGUCACCGGGAAGCCCACGUGGGACGUGAAGUGGAUCCCCCUCGGCAAGGGCCAGCAAGACUCUCUGGACGGCCUUGCACGGGGCGGCCUCACGUUUGCCUCUAUGUUUGACGUCGCCCAGCCGACCGGGUCACCCCUGAAGUGCCCGGCGGGUUACACCCCGACCAACCACGUGAAUGACAUAUAUGCCAUUAAGAAAAAUGGGACGGGUGACAAGUACUACAUCGAGUGCCUCAGGGUCAAGAAGGGGAUGGAGACGGCCGCCGCCUUUUUUGAGACGCGCCGCUACGCCUCCAUGCUGGGCGCCACCACAGAGUUCGAAAAGCAGGUGCGGGCUCUCGCCGCCGCGGCGGCCUCACUCGGGCCCGCCGUCGCCUGGUCAGCCUCGCUGGCGUCGCAGGGGCUGUGUGCUGUGCGCGAUUAG
Molecule: messenger RNA, 561 nt
Organism: Monoraphidium neglectum
Lineage: Eukaryota; Viridiplantae; Chlorophyta; Chlorophyceae; Sphaeropleales; Selenastraceae
Exons: 5
Coding region: 1-561 (186 amino acids)
Source: RefSeq, a predicted model, not a curated record